UGCCCAGCGGCUCCCGUCAAGAUGCCCACCGGCCGGGGCCUGGGCACGGCUCUGAAGAUGCUGGCCUUCGGGAGCAAACCCGCGUCCUGUGGCCGGUCGCCCCCAGGCCCCGUCCGCUCGCCGCCGUCGUCGUCGGGCUACAGGAAGGCGGACGAUGAGAUGUCCGGGGCCCCGUCGUCCGCGGACCCGGAGCAGCCGGCGGCCCGCACCAUUCACCUCAACCAGCCGCAGCCCACCAAGUUCCGCGACAACCGCGUCAGCACAGCCAAGUACAGCGUGGUGACAUUUCUACCUCGAUUCUUGUAUGAGCAGAUUAGAAGAGCUGCUAAUGCCUUCUUCCUCUUCAUUGCCUUAUUACAGCAAAUCCCAGAUGUAUCUCCAACGGGAAGGUAUACCACCUUGGUGCCACUGAUAUUUAUUCUAACAGUUGCCGGCAUCAAAGAGAUAAUAGAAGAUUAUAAACGGCACACGGCAGACAACGCAGUAAACAAAAAGAAAACAAUAGUGUUAAGAAGCGGUAUGUGGCAGAACAUCAUUUGGAAAGAGGUGGCUGUCGGAGACAUUGUGAAGGUCACCAAUGGGCAGCAUCUUCCGGCAGACAUGAUCAUUGUGUCCUCCAGCGAACCCCAGGCGAUGUGUUAUAUUGAAACAUCUAAUUUGGAUGGAGAGACCAAUCUGAAAAUACGACAGGGUUUGACUCAGACGGCAAAUCUGCAAUCCAGGGAGGAAUUGAUCAAAGUAACUGGAAAGAUAGAAUGCGAAGGCCCCAACCGUCACCUCUACGACUUUACUGGAAACUUGCGUUUGAAUGGGAACAGUCCAGUGCCGAUUGGGCCUGACCAGAUCCUUCUAAGAGGUGCACAGCUUAGAAAUACUCAGUGGGUGUUCGGAAUAGUUGUUUACACAGGACACGACACCAAACUCAUGCAGAACUCGACGAAAGCGCCUCUGAAGAGAUCGAAUGUCGAGAAGGUGACCAACGUGCAGAUCCUGGUUUUGUUCGGCAUCCUCCUGGUCAUGGCCUUGGUGAGCUCCGUGGGUGCCCUUCUGUGGAACAGAACGCACGGCCAAGUGAACUGGUAUCUCGGCACAACCGAGGCGGUCUCCAACAACUUUGGCUACAACCUGCUGACGUUCAUCAUCUUGUACAACAACCUCAUUCCCAUCAGUCUGCUGGUCACUCUCGAAGUAGUGAAAUUCACCCAGGCCCUUUUCAUAAACUGGGACAUGGAUAUGUAUUAUAUAGAAAACGAUACUCCAGCAAUGGCCAGGACGUCAAACCUUAACGAAGAGCUCGGACAGGUCAAAUAUCUGUUUUCCGAUAAAACCGGAACACUCACCUGCAACAUUAUGAAUUUCAAGAAAUGCAGCAUUGCUGGAGUAACCUAUGGCCACUUCCCAGAACUGGUAAGAGAGCGCUCCUCUGAAGACUUCAGUCAGCUCUCACCUCCUACUAGUGAAUCCUGCGAAUUCGAUGACCCAAGAUUGUUGCAGAACAUUGAAAAUGAUCACCCGACAGCUGCCUGUAUACAGGAGUUCCUCACUCUCUUAGCAGUCUGCCAUACAGUAGUCCCCGAAAGAGCUGGAAGCACCAUAAUCUACCAGGCCUCUUCCCCAGAUGAAGGGGCUUUAGUGAAAGGAGCCAAGAAACUUGGGUUUGUCUUUACAGGAAGAACUCCGCAUUCCGUCAUCAUUGAAGCACUGGGGCAAGAGGAAACCUUUGAAAUUCUCAACGUGCUGGAGUUUUCUAGUAACAGGAAGAGGAUGUCAGUGAUCGUACGAACUCCAACGGGGCAGCUACGCCUGUACUGCAAAGGCGCGGAUAAUGUGAUUUUUGAUAGGCUGUCAAAGAAUUCUCAGUAUAUGGAGCAAACGUUAUGCCACCUUGAAUAUUUUGCUACAGAAGGUUUGCGGACCCUGUGCGUCGCCUACGUCGACCUCUCCGAGAGUACCUACCAGGAAUGGCUGCAGACCUACAACCAAGCCAGUACGAUUCUCAAAGACCGAGCCCAGAGGUUGGAAGAGUGUUAUGAGAUCAUUGAAAAGGACUUACUGCUGCUCGGGGCUACGGCCAUUGAGGACCGCCUUCAGGCAGGUGUUCCGGAGACCAUUGCCACGCUGAUGAAAGCUGAAAUCAAAAUAUGGAUCCUGACCGGAGACAAACAGGAAACGGCCAUCAACAUCGGGUACUCCUGCCGGCUGAUAUCGCAGAGCAUGUCUCUUGUCCUGGUGAAUGAAGAUUCCCUAGAUGCUACAAGAGCGGCAUUGACUCAGCACUGUACAAGCCUCGGCGACUCGCUGGGGAAGGAGAAUGACAUCGCCCUGAUCAUCGACGGCCAGACCCUGAAGUACGCGCUGUCGUUUGAAGUGAGGCAGAGCUUUCUGGAUCUGGCGCUGUCCUGUAAAGCAGUCAUCUGCUGCAGGGUGUCUCCUCUGCAGAAGUCUGAGAUCGUCGACAUGGUCAAGAAGCACGUGAACGCCAUCACGCUGGCCAUCGGGGACGGGGCCAACGACGUGGGGAUGAUUCAGACGGCUCACGUCGGCGUCGGGAUCAGCGGGAAUGAAGGCAUGCAGGCCACCAACUCCUCUGAUUACUCCAUCGCGCAGUUUGCGUACCUGGAGAAGCUUUUGUUGGUUCACGGAGCCUGGAGUUACAAUCGAGUGACCAAGUGCAUACUGUACUGCUUCUACAAGAACGUGGUGCUCUACAUCAUUGAGCUCUGGUUUGCCUUCGUCAACGGAUUCUCUGGGCAGAUCCUGUUUGAACGGUGGUGCAUCGGCUUGUACAAUGUGAUUUUCACCGCCUUGCCUCCCUUCACCCUGGGGAUCUUUGAGCGGACCUGCACACAGGAGAGCAUGCUCCGGUUUCCUCAGCUCUACAAAAUCACCCAGAAUGCCGACGGCUUCAACACCAAGGUUUUCUGGGGUCACUGCAUCAACGCCUUGAUCCACUCCAUCAUCCUCUUCUGGUUCCCACUGAAAGUGCUGGAGCACGAUUCGGUGUUUACAAGUGGCCAUGUGACUGACUAUUUAUUCGUUGGAAACAUUGUGUACACGUACGUCGUGGUCACGGUGUGCCUGAAAGCUGGCCUGGAGACAACAGCCUGGACCAAAUUCAGCCAUCUGGCAGUGUGGGGGAGCAUGCUGCUGUGGCUGGUGUUUUUUGGGGUCUACUCAACCUUCUGGCCCGUCAUCCCCCUCGCCCCGGAUAUGGUCGGACAGGCACGAAUGGUGUUGCAGUGUGGACACUUCUGGCUGGGUCUGUUGCUGGUGCCCAUGACCUGCCUGAUCGAAGACGUGGCCUGGAGAGCGGCCAAACACACCUACCGCAAAACCCUGCUGGAGCAGGUUCAGGAGCUGGAGACCAAGUCCCGGGAGCUGGGGAGAGCUGCGCUGCGGGACAGCAACGGAAAGAGUGUGAACGAACGGGACCACCUAUUAAAGAGACUCGGCCGAAAGACCCCUCCAACGCUCUUCCGGGCUCACUCCAUCCAGCAAGGCGUGCCGCAUGGCUACGCAUUUUCCCAAGAGGAGCACGGGGUCGUUUCGCAGUCAGAAGUGGUCCGAUCCUACGACACCACCAAACAGAGAACCAGGCCGGCCUAGGCCUCCACCGCCACCGGCCCCGAGCGACUCCCGAGAGGACGGGACCGGAGCCAGAGGGAUCACCUGCAGGCCCUGGACUACGGUGGGUGGGAGGAGCCGGACCCUGCCAGCUCUUUUCUGUGGCCUUAGCCAGUACGUUUGUCCACUGUGUGUGUCCCCCCGUUCCCCGCACCCCUCGCCCUCCCCAGCGCUCCGCCACGCUCCUCUGUGUGUCGUCCCGAAGCCUCCGACUGUGCUCCGUGAGGUGUGAGAUUAAAGCCGCUGUUUUCCCGA
Messenger RNA from Tachyglossus aculeatus (Australian echidna), 3879 nucleotides. It is a transcript of the gene ATP8A2, whose product is annotated as ATPase phospholipid transporting 8A2. NCBI's taxonomy places the organism in Eukaryota, Metazoa, Chordata, Mammalia, Monotremata, Tachyglossidae. Gene Ontology annotation, cellular component: plasma membrane. Gene Ontology annotation, molecular function: magnesium ion binding; ATPase-coupled intramembrane lipid carrier activity; ATP hydrolysis activity. Gene Ontology annotation, biological process: phospholipid translocation; neuron development. The record is from RefSeq and is a predicted model, not a curated record. The transcript is spliced from 37 exons. The coding region runs from base 22 to 3606 and encodes 1194 amino acids.